Molecule: messenger RNA, 2907 nt
Organism: Lolium rigidum
Lineage: Eukaryota; Viridiplantae; Streptophyta; Magnoliopsida; Poales; Poaceae
Product: putative disease resistance RPP13-like protein 1
Exons: 4
Coding region: 1-2907 (968 amino acids)
Biological process (GO): defense response to other organism
Molecular function (GO): ADP binding
Source: RefSeq, a predicted model, not a curated record
AUGGCGGACCCAUUGACUGCUGUUGUCGCAAUAGGAUGGGGCAUGAAAGCCGCAGGGUGGGUCGCCUCGCCCAUCAUCUCUGAUCUGUUCAAGAAAGCAUCCUCGUAUCUUGGCUUUGAUGCAUCGAAGAAGCUGAGUGAGCUUGAGCCAAAGAUUUUAUUGCUGGAGCGGGUGAUGGGAGCAGUUGAGGUGAGCCCUUACAGGCCUCGAUUGGAGGGGCUGUACAGUAAACUUAAAUCUGCGUUCUACGAAGCAGAGGAAAUCUUGGAUGAUGUUGAGUACUACCGUCUCGAGAAGAAGAUACCAGAUGACAAGCUCAAGUCAGAGGUUGCCGGGCCUUCACGUCGCUUGAAGCAGAUCUGGUCUGCCACGGUGAAGAGCUCUCCACUAAAACAUCAGGAGAGUGGUAUGUCAAAAGUUAAGUUGAAAAAGAAGCUAGACAGAAUAGAAGAGGUCAUAAAUGAUGCAUGCAAAGUUUUAAAACGGAUGAACUUGCCAAGCAUAAGUGGUGCAAACCAGAGCCAUGUUGUUGCUGCCAACUCACGAGGUGGUGGCACUACUUCACGGCCUCUCUCAACGAUAAUCGGACGAGAUGAGGAUUGCGAUAAGAUCGUAGCAUUGCUUCAUGAGAAGGAAGAGCAUGGUCAGCCUGACACCAAUAGCGCUCCAUGUUAUACAGUAGUUGGCAUUCAUGGCAUCGGUGGCUCUGGGAAAUCAACCCUUGCACAACUUGUUUGUGCCCAUGAGAAAAAGGAUACCCAUUUUGACCUUGUAAUGUGGGUUCAUGUUUCUCAGGAUUUUGGUGUGGAUGCCAUUUACAUGGAGAUGUUUGAGGCUGCUACAGGUACUUUAUGCCCUCAAUUCAAAAAUCGUGACACCUUACAGGAUAUGUUGGAGAAGAAACUGUGUGGAAAACGUUUCCUUUUGGUACUAGAUGAUGUUUGGUACAAUAUGAAUAUUAGAGAUGCGACACAGUCUGAAAAUCUGCAACAGAUACUCUCGCCUCUCAGGGCUGGAGAGGCAGGAAGCAAGAUCCUAGUCACUAGUCGAAAUGAAGAUGCAUUAUUAGCUCUGGGUGCCGCGAAGCAGAGAUGUAUUCCCAUAUCUGUCCUAGAUGAAGAUGUCUUCUGGAAAUUGCUCAUGCAUUAUGCACUCCACGGUGUGCCCGUUGAUGAUCAUACUCAUGGAACACUGGGAGACAUUGGGAAAGAGAUUGCAAAAAAGCUGAAGGGGUCACCUCUAGCAGCCAGAAUAGUCGGAGAACAGUUGCGUAUAAGGCAAAACGUUGUGUUCUGGAGAAGCGUCCGCGACCGGGACCUUUUGAACGAGACGAUGGGAGCUCUGUGGUGGAGCUACCAUCAUCUUCAUGAGCAGGUCAAGCGAUGCUUUGCUUUCUGCAGUAUUUUUCCUCGAAGACAUUGCUUGGAAGGUCAUGAGUUAGUUAAGCUUUGGGCUGCAGAAGGGUUUGCCAGAUGCACUAGUGAAGGUGAGGAAAUGGAAGAUGUUUGCCAGGAAUACUUUGAUGAACUAGUGUCAGCCUCGUUUCUGCAACUUAAAGCAAAGGAAUAUCCCCAUGAAAGCGACUACUAUUUAGUUCAUGAUCUAUUGCAUGAUUUAGCGGAGAAGGCUGCUGGAAGUGAUUGUUUCAGAAUCGAAAAGAGUGAACUGCAAGAAAAAUGCGCAGCUGUGGAAGUUCCUCCAAACGUCCGCCAUAUGUUUGUUCAGUUCUAUGAUACACUAUUGAUUACUACAAAGAUAUGCCAAUUGUGCAACUUACGCACUCUCAUCAUUGGUAGUGGACCUACUUGGGAUGCAGUUUCGGAGCAAGUCUUGAAGUUUAUGUUUAAGAGGCUGAGGAAGUUGCGUGUGCUCACCAUAACUGCCGGAUGUUCAGCGAGAUAUGAUGUCCCCUCAGUUAUGCCACUCCCAGCAUGCAUUGACCAGUUAAGGCACCUGAGGUAUCUUGCUUUUCGGCUUCAUGAUUCUACAAAUCUGAGGAUGAUUUUACCGGCCACUUUUAGUAAGCUAUACCACAUGCAGGUUCUAGAUUUUGGUUGCAUUGAGGAAGUGGUGUUUUCCUCUUGUGAAGAUUUUGGUAACCUCGUCAAUUUGCGGCAUGUAGUCUGCUCUGUAUUUGUGAAUAUUCCAAGCAUCGGCAGGCUGACAUCACUCCAAACAAUGUCAGGCUUCGAUGUAAGAAAGGAACAAGGGUACGAGUUUAGGCAACUCGGGAACCUAAAAAAGCUUCGUGGCAAGCUGUGGAUCAGGGGCAUGCAAAAUGUUGAAAGCAAGGAAGAAUCUCUAGAGGCUAAUCUGGCCGGUAAGGAAGGGAUCAGUACACUGGAACUGACCUGGUGGGGGGGUGGUAAAGCGAGUCCAGAAGUUCUAGAUGGUCUUUGCCCACCCAAGGAUCUUAAAUCACUUAUUAUGAAUGGUUACCACGGCAUUAGGUAUCCAAGUUGGAUGCACUAUGGUGCCACAAAGCACGUAAACCAUCUCCAUCUCCGCAACUGCAGCCCACUACAUGGUCCUGAACUUAGUGGGUUUUGCACUCAUCUCCGUGAGCUCAUUAUUGAGCAGUGCACCUGGGACGCCUUGCCAGACUACAUGGAGCACCUGACAUCACUGAAGAACCUGGAGAUCUCGUGCUGCUACAAUAUUCGAUCUAUUCGGUCGCUUCCAACACUGCCUCAGUCUAUCAAGGACUUCAACUUCCGUAUCAGUAAUGAGGUGUUGCUGAGCUCGUGCAAAACAGUUGGAGAUCCAGAUUGGCAAAAGAUUAAGCACAUUCCGUACGUAUCAACAGACAAUGAUAACAACAUAGGAUCAUACUGCGCGAUGAAAAUGGGAGUUGUACAAGACCAGAAGGAAACGAACUUGAUAGUUUAUCGUCACAAUUUGCUGUGA